Messenger RNA from Fusarium musae, 774 nucleotides. RefSeq lists its product as uncharacterized. Bases 1 to 774 code for a protein of 257 amino acids. The transcript has a single exon. Lineage: Eukaryota; Fungi; Ascomycota; Sordariomycetes; Hypocreales; Nectriaceae. The record is from RefSeq and is a predicted model, not a curated record.
AUGUUGUCCAUGGCAGUUUGCUUCGCAGCUCUCAGUGCUCUUUUCGCAUGCAAGGUUUCGGCUCAUGGCCAUGUAUCCGAGGUUCUCAUCAACGGCAAAAGCUACUACGGCCACGAUCCCACUAAAGUCCCAUAUGUAACUCAGCCAGAGAGCAUCAGUUGGACGAACGGCGCAAAAGACAACGGCUUUGUCACCUCCACCGCGAGCGCACUGGCGUCUCCAGACAUCAUCUGCCACCUCAACGCAACCAAUGGGCUUCUGACAGCGGAUGUCAACGCUGGUGCGACCAUUACGGUUCGCUGGUCGGACUGGCCUCAAGCGCACUGGGGACCUGUCCUGGAUUACAUGGCGCGCUGUCCGAAUGACGAUUGCACAACGGUUGACAAGACUAAGCUGAAGUUCUUCAAGAUCGAUGAGUUGGGGCAGUUGACGAGGGGAACUGUCCCUGGACAGCCGGGGUAUUGGGCAAAUAACAAACUUCGCGAUGAGGACUUCUCAUGGAACAUCACAAUCCCGGCUAAGCUGGCACCAGGAAGCUAUGUCCUGAGGCAUGAGAUCAUCGCCCUCCACGCGGGAGGUGCAGAGGGGUCAACUCAAAUGUAUCCUCAAUGUAUCAAUCUGAUUGUGAAGGGGGAUGGCACUGCAAAGCCUGACGGCGUGUUUGCGACUGAUCUUUACUCUUCUAAGGACGCGGGGCUGCUGCACAAUGUUUUUGUAGAUGAGUGGAGUGAUGCGAAGUACAUCAUUCCGGGACCUUCGGUAGUCACAUUUUAG